AUGCAGAACGGGGAGGCUAUGUGCCCACAGGACUCCGAGGCAGCAGGGGCCAAAGCCAUGGAGGAACAGAAGGCCCAGAACCACAGCCAGAAUGAGGGGUGCGUGGAGCCCACAGCGCCUCCGCUUCCUCCUCCUUCACCACCACCACCGGGGCCACCGGAAUACCCGAGACCGAGGCUCAUCUUCCACACCCAGCUGGCUCAUGGGAGUCCCACAGGCCGCAUCCACGGAUUCACCAAUGUCAAGGAGCUGUAUACCAAGAUCGCAGAAGUGUUCAACAUCUCCCCCUCAGAGAUCCUGUUCUGCACCCUUAACUCUCAUAAAGUGGACAUGCAGAAACUAUUGGGGGGGCAGAUCGGCCUGGAAGACUUUAUCUUUGCUCACGUCAGAGGAGAAACCAAGGAGGUGGAGGUGACAAAGACAGAGGACGCAUUGGGCCUCACCAUCACAGACAAUGGAGCUGGAUACGCUUUCAUUAAGAGGAUAAAAGAAGGCAGUACUAUAGACCGUCUGAAGACUGUGUGCGUUGGUGACCACAUUGAGGCCAUUAAUGACCAGAGCAUUGUAGGGUGUCGACACUACGAGGUGGCUAAGAUGUUAAAAGAGCAACCCAGAGGCAUACCCUUCACUCUCCGCCUGGUCGGGCCCAAGAAGGCCUUUGACAUGAUUGGAAUGAGGACCAGAGCGCCAAAAUCUAACGAGGGCAAGAUGGUGAAUGGAAGGGAAACGUUACGUCUUCGCUCCAAGGGUGCUGCUACAGUUCAGGAAGUGCAGAAUGAGUUUGAAGAAUGGGCCACCAAGAAAGUGGACGACCUGCUGGAGAGUUACAUGGGCAUCAGAGAUCUGGAGCUGGCAACCACCAUUGUGGAAGCGGGCAAAGACAAGAAGAACCCUGAUGACUUUGCAGAGGCCUUGGACUCAGUUCUUGGAGAUUUUGCUUUCCCUGAUGUGUUUCUGUUUGAUGUAUGGGGGGCUAUUGGAGAUGUCAAGAAUGGCAGAAUCUAAACAUUUACUGUUUAGACAAAAGAGAGAAAGCCCUCUGUUCUCUGGUAGAUACAACUAGAAAAAAGGAAAGUAUAGAAGUUUCAAUAUUGCCUUCCCAGUCCAUGCAUUCAUUUUUUAAUCACUCAAUUUAAAACCAUGUUAGAGACUGCAAUUAAUUCAACCAAUUCCCUUUGAACAGUCAAAAGACAAUAAU
This is a messenger RNA of Xiphias gladius (swordfish), 1198 nucleotides long. RefSeq names its product GIPC PDZ domain containing family, member 3 (gene gipc3). Gene Ontology annotation, molecular function: protein binding. Bases 1 to 1005 code for a protein of 334 amino acids. The transcript is spliced from 6 exons. The record is from RefSeq and is a predicted model, not a curated record. Lineage: Eukaryota; Metazoa; Chordata; Actinopteri; Istiophoriformes; Xiphiidae.